AUGGCAGUGAUAUUAAAUGCUCUCCUACAGGAUAUACUGACAACUAUUGUAAUUUUGGAAUCCAUCAUAGGAAGCUUAGGAAAUGCAUUCAUGGCACUGGUGAACAUUGUGGACUGGGUGAAGAGAGGAAAGAUCUCUGUGGUGGAUCAAAUCCUCACUGCUCUGGCCAUCUCGAGAACUGCUUUUUUGUUUUCAUCAAUGACAAGUUUGUUGAUGACAUUACUGGACCCAGCCUCUUUGGAAAUGAGAAGACUGAGAAGAAUGUAUACUAUUUCCUUGACAGUGACCAAUCAUUUCAGCAUCUGGCUUGCUACAUGCCUCAGCAUCUUUUAUUUUCUCAAGAUAGCCAUUUUCUCAAACUCCAUUUUUCUUACACUCAAAUGGAAAGCAAAAAAAGUGGUAUCGGUGAUAUUGAUGGUGUCUCAGAUAAUCUUGUAUAUAAACAUUAUAGUCACAAAUAUAAUCAGUGAUAGACCUAAAGUAAACAUACCUUACAGGUUUAUCUCAAACAAUACUCUAAGAGUUUCUGGGCUCUUUUUACUUACCAACACUAUGUUCACACUCAUCCCCUUCACUGUGACCUUGAUUACUUUCCUCCUCCUCAUCUUGUCCCUGCGGAGGCAUCUGAAGAACAUGCGGCACAAUGCCAAAGGAUUCCAAGAUGUCAGCACUGCAGCCCACAUAAAGUCCCUGCAAAGUGUGGUCACCUUCCUGUUACUGUAUACCAUUUUUGUCAUGUCACUUCUUUUCCAGUCUUGGAAUAUUAACUCGCAACCAAGUAAACUUAACUUUAUGGUUUUUUGGAGUACAGCAAUAGCUUUUCCCUCAGGUCACUCAUGCGUAUUGAUUCUGGGAAACACUAAGUUAAGGCAGGCUUUUCUUUCUAUGCUGUGGUGGCUGAGGUGUUGUAAGCACAAAUGUACAUAG
This is a messenger RNA of Mesocricetus auratus (golden hamster), 927 nucleotides long. RefSeq names its product taste receptor type 2 member 103-like. The transcript has a single exon. The record is from RefSeq and is a predicted model, not a curated record. Lineage: Eukaryota; Metazoa; Chordata; Mammalia; Rodentia; Cricetidae. Gene Ontology annotation, molecular function: G protein-coupled receptor activity; bitter taste receptor activity. Gene Ontology annotation, biological process: G protein-coupled receptor signaling pathway; detection of chemical stimulus involved in sensory perception of bitter taste; sensory perception of taste. The coding region runs from base 1 to 927 and encodes 308 amino acids. Gene Ontology annotation, cellular component: membrane.